AUGGCUGCUCCAAAAGUUGCUAUUAUUAUUUACUCCUUAUAUCACCAUAUCUCCACCUUAGCCACCGAAGUUAAAGAAGGUGUCGAAGAAGCUGGUGGUGUUGCUGAUAUUUAUCAAGUUCCAGAAACUUUAAGUGAAGAUAUUUUAAAAAUCUUACAUGCUCCUGCAAGACCAGAUGUUCCAAUUGCUACUUUAGAAACUUUAGAACAAUAUGAUGCUUUUGUCUUUGGUGUUCCAACCAGAUUCGGUAACUUCCCAGCCCAAUGGAAAUCCUUCUGGGAUUCUACUGGUCCAUUAUGGGCUAAAGGUGCUUUAAAAGGUAAAUUCGCUGGUGUUUUCGUCUCCACUGGUUCUCCAGGUGGUGGUCAAGAAGCCACUGUUAUCAAUACUUUAUCCACUUUAACUCAUCAUGGUAUUGCUUUCGUUCCAUUAGGUUUCGCUAACCCAGCCCAAGGUUCUUUCGAUAAUGGUAUUCAAGGUGGUUCUCUUUGGGGAGCUGGUACUUAUGCCGGUCAUGAUGGACAAAGAAAAGUUACUGAUAUUGAAAAAUCAAUUGCAAAGACUCAAGGUCAUGAUUUUUACAAAACCAUUACUAAAUUCGCUUAA
Molecule: messenger RNA, 606 nt
Organism: Scheffersomyces coipomensis
Lineage: Eukaryota; Fungi; Ascomycota; Pichiomycetes; Serinales; Debaryomycetaceae
Product: flavoprotein-like protein
Exons: 1
Coding region: 1-606 (201 amino acids)
Cellular component (GO): membrane
Molecular function (GO): FMN binding; NAD(P)H dehydrogenase (quinone) activity
Source: RefSeq, a predicted model, not a curated record